UUCAUGCCCACAAUACAGCGGAUAAAAUUGAACCUCCCACCCAAGAGGAAUUUGAUGCUUUACUAGACGAUUUUGGCCUCGCUAGGAGGAGAAUUGAGGCAAGAAAAACUGUUGAAGAUUCCGCAGAAUUUCUUCUGAAGUAUUGUCUGCCAGAAAUAUCAGAAGACGGCUACGAGCCAUUUCUCGAGUCUGCAGAGCUCAAAAAGACGUGCGUUGAAGAUUGCAAUGCAGCGUACGGUUAUAUACUGAUUCCUCCGGACGGUUAUGUGUCACGAGAUCUGUCAGAACUUUUUACUUGCGGAAGUCUUGUGCCCAUCACCGAUGGAAUGCCAGAUCCUGAUUUCGAUGCGUACAAAGAUCAAGACGGUCGAUCUCACUACCGCUGUUCGUGCCCUACACAUGAUGAUAUGUGCAUUGUGCUCCAGAUGUACGAUGUCGAUCCAAACGGGUGGCUUAGGGCUAAAUACGAAGGAGGAGGUCGUACUCGAAUGUUCUUGAGAGAAUCAUUCCACGGAACAGGAGUGCGGGUACUAUCGUAUGAGACAUUACUGGCACUGAUGGAUGACUUCUAUAGACAUUGGUGGAAACAAUUUUGGGAGAUAGAGCAUGUUUACAAAGAGCAUGAACUUAUACCGGCGAACGAUGAAUAUUGGAAAAACGAGGCAGAAUUCUUCAGGGAAGAACCGAAAUAAAAUAUGCGCAGAAAAUGUUGAAAAAAAAACCCCAGAGAACCGUUCUGACAAGUGUCAGAGAUUGAAUUCUAACAAUGAGUGAAUAGUUAUGUAUAUUAUCAAAAAUUAAAAAAAAAAAUAUUAUCAGA
This is a messenger RNA of Bemisia tabaci, 820 nucleotides long. The record is from RefSeq and is a predicted model, not a curated record. NCBI's taxonomy places the organism in Eukaryota, Metazoa, Arthropoda, Insecta, Hemiptera, Aleyrodidae.